Ictidomys tridecemlineatus (thirteen-lined ground squirrel) is the source of this 5588-nucleotide messenger RNA. It is a transcript of the gene Ttc33, whose product is annotated as tetratricopeptide repeat domain 33. NCBI's taxonomy places the organism in Eukaryota, Metazoa, Chordata, Mammalia, Rodentia, Sciuridae. Gene Ontology annotation, molecular function: protein binding. The record is from RefSeq and is a predicted model, not a curated record.
AGUCCGGGAGAAGGCGUCUGAGGCGGAGAAAGACCCCGAUAGUCGUCAUUUCUCUGCCAACCUCUUUAAACUACUCGGACCUCUCUGAGGCUUCUCAACCCUUUUCUUCGUAGGUUAGAGAGCAAAAGUAGGCAGGUAAGGAGUCUGGCGUUUUAGUUUCCGCUUCCUGUGGCAAAGGGCAAGCGGAAUGUAAACACGGGGCCGCGGCAGUGGUUAUCAGCAUGGCUUCCUUUGGGUGGAAGAGGAAAAUUGGUGAGAAGGUCUCCAAGGCCACUUCACAGCAAUUUGAAGCUGAAGCUGCUGAUGAGAAAGAUGUAGUUGAGAAUGAUGAAGGAAACUGGCUUCAUGCCAUUAAACGUAGGAAAGAAAUUCUCCUUGAAGGCUGUACUGAGAAAAGUAAACAGCUGAAGGAUGAAGGAGCGAAUUUGGCUGAAAAUAAAAGAUAUCGGGAGGCAAUUCAGAAGUGGGAUGAAGCACUACAGUUAACCCCAAAUGAUGCUACCCUCUAUGAGAUGAAAUCACAGGUUCUGAUGUCUCUUCAUGAAAUGUUCCCAGCAGUACAUGCUGCAGAAAUGGCUGUACAACGAAACCCACAUUCAUGGGAGUCUUGGCAAACUUUGGGGCGUGCUCAGCUUGGAUUAGGAGAGAUAGUCCUGGCAAUUCGAAGUUUUCAGGUAGCCCUUCAUAUCUAUCCAAUGAACCCUGAACUAUGGAAAGAAGACCUUUCUUGGGCAAGAACACUUCAGGAGCAGCAGAAGGUAGCACAGAGGAUUAAGAAAAGUGAAGCACCAUCUGAAGGAACACAUUUUUCACCAAAGUCAAUUCCUGACUAUGACUUUGAAAGCGAUGAGAUUGUUGCUGUUUGUGCAGCUAUUGCUGAAAAACAGAAGACAGUUUCAGCAAAUAAAACAAUGGUUAUUGUGUCAGCUUCUGGGACUGUUGAGACUGUAACUGAGAAGGAGGAUGGUGCUACCCCACCAGAUGGCUCUGUUUUUAUCAAAGCCCGAUGAAGCAAUAUGCAGAAAGGAGUUAUUUGAAUCUUUUUGAUUGCAACUUAAAGUUUAGACAUUAGGGACAUUUACUCUGGAGAAAGAAGGCAGAACUACUGUUUGUACAAUAAGUUUUUCAGAUGAAUAUAAAAACUAAAUGGUAGAAUUAUAGUGUUUGGACUAUGCCUUGAUAAGUUACAAUUUAUGCUUCUUAAAAUUAGAAUUCUGAGUGAAAUAUGUUUUGAUUCAUAAACUUAGUUUGUUUUAAAUCUGAAUGAAUACAUUCUUAAGGACUCAACUUGAGAAGUGUAUUCUUGAAUAGUGACUAACUUGGUGGCCAUUGUUUUUAAAAUGUUGACUUAUUGACUUUUGCUUUAUGAUAAAGGCAGUGUGUGAUUUCUUUCCCUCCUAGAGAUAUGCUGCUUGUUACCUUUCACUCUUCCAUUUUUUCUGCUUCACUAAAGUAAGUCUUCACAAAGCUUGAAUAUUUUUGACAUUCAUUUUGAUUCAAAAUUACCAUUUGGUAAUAUGUGAAAUUUUUGAAAGUUUAUCUGAAAAUGUGUGCAAAUGUGUACAUUCUGAACAUUUUCUUGAUGCUUUUAAUUCAGAUUUGUACUUCUGUUUUGACUUUAAAGUUCUAUCAGUGGCAUUUGUCUUCUUAGGUGUGUGAAAUACUGAUAAAUGUCAAAAUGAUGGUUUUAUUAUUUUCAUUGUUAUGGUUACAGAUGUGUCAUAACAAAUUGUGCUCCAAAAUUAUCACAAUCAAAACCCAAAUUUCUUUUCCUUGUUUUUAGAUGCUUAAAAAGUCCCGAGAAUAUUUGUUGGUUGCGACUUUCCAGCUGAUGAUUUAGAAUUACUUUUCCAAAUAUCUUUUGGAACUAUUCAGUGAAAUGAAAAACAAUUAAAAUUUAAAUAUGUACCAAAUCUUUCUAAAAAUAAAACAGUAGGGAUAUUGUUAAAAUGCCAGUGAAUGAACAAGUUAAGCAAAAAAUACAUAGACACGGGAAUGUGAUUUAUGGUAUAAUCUCAUGAAUGUGAGGAUGUAUUAAAGAAGUUGUUUGUUGAAAGAACACAUUUGUAAAUCAGUACUAUCAUUGUUAAUAUGAUUAUUUUUAUACUGUAUAUUGCUGUACAACCUUAUAGGACUGUUGGGAACUGUUAUUGUGACACUCAGGAAGAUAUUAUUGGCAUAAAAUUAAUUUUAUCUUUUAGAGAUGAGAGUUAACUACUUUUUGUGUAAUCUUACUUAACACUGUUGGGGCAUGUGAAUAAUGGUCUACAUUUUUGUGAGAAUUCCAUUUUUAAAAUUUUUGUUCUAGUAGAAGAAAGCCUAUUUUCUUUUUCAGAGUUAGAGAAAUCAACACUUGCCUUAAAAAGUAUUAUAGUUUUCCCCUAGGUUAUAUCAUCAAAAAGCCCUGGUUAAAGAGAUGAGUUUUAGAAUGAUAAAAAUAUUACUUAUUUUAUUUUGUUUAAUAAGGAAUAUUCUCAAAGGGAGGUGAGUACUAGAGAAAUGAUUUGUCAACAUUUGGUAUGUUGUUUUGUGCAAUGGAUAUUUGUUUAUUGUGAAAUAUGUGAAUAAAUAGUUUUUUUCCUGGAUUUUGAAGAUUUCCCCAUUUUAUGUUGUUAGCUUUUGAAAAAUUUGAUUGAUUUUACUUUACUUCCUAUGUGAAAGUAAUGUAUAGUAAGCAUCUUGCAUGUUUCCUCAUACAUGAAGUGCUCAGUAAAUGCUAGCUAUUUCUAUGAAAAAUUUGCAUUAGUUUGGAGAUACUUAACCUGUCUCCUCUGAUUUUAAGAAAGAACUCCAUGAUCUUUCCUUAUCUGAAAGUGAGAAGUCACUACUUUCAAUUUUUUAGGAUAGGUGAUUAUUAAUUGGAGAUUGUUCUUAGCACAAAGUCUGUGCCUCAGCUUCAAAAGAGGUACAACCCAGCAUGGAGUACAUCAGGUCACUAGACUAUUUAAGAGUCUGUUCUCCUCUGUGUUGGCUUUGGCAGGCCAGAUUUUUCUCUUCUUUACCAAGUUUAGACAUAAAGUGGAGGAGAAAAAAACAAUAGUUAUGGAGGGAGGAAGGCUACUAAUUUUUUUAGGCCCCCAAAGACGAUUAUUUUAGCUAAAACUUUUCCAUGCAAGGAGAGAAAAAUGGAUUCAUUAAUUUUAAGGAUGUGAAUACUGAUGCAUAAAAGUUUACCAGGCUUAUUGGUUAUAAUGAUGAAUUUUUAUGAACCCUGAGAAAAAUGUUUGUGAUAGUGCUAUAAUUAUUGAUGUCUAUUUCAUAAAACAGCACUGUCUAUGGUUCAAAUUACAGUGAAUAUAAUUUUAUUAUUCUUGUUUGAAAGUUGUGUGCCGUAGACACUCAGUAGUUAGAAAACUUCACAUCCAGACCAUGCCUCAUAACGUGGGAUUUCUGUUAUUCUCUGGAAAACAGGCUCCUAGAUUGUAUUUAUCUUAGAUAUGCUAAGAAAUACUACAUAAAACAUUGAAAAGUCAUGCAGAGCACCCUUCACAGAACUCAGGCCUACUGAAGCUGGGGCCUUUGUACAAAAUAGGAUGGUAGUGGUUUAAGUAUGCAAAUUUUAAAAAUUGAUUAUAUAUGCAAAUAUUAAUGAAGACACAAAAUAAAAAAGUAUCUCAGAAAACUAGAGUUAUAACUGAAUAGUAUAGCCUUAUCGUUUUGAAGAACUGUACUUUACAUGAUCCAAAAACUUACUUCACUGCCUUUCCCAGAAGUUAGAAAAUUAUUAAUCAUUUUAAAUUUCCUUGAAUCAGAACCCUACUAAAUUGAUACUGGUCCAGUCAUACUGAGCUGUGAUUUCAUGAUGUAAUAUGUAUGUAAAUGAGUUGUGAGUUGACACAAGAACCAUAGUCCCAGAAGUAAUUAUCUUCAAAUCAAUAGGCAUAUUAAAUGUAUUCUUUUCUAAGAAGUUAUUAAACUGAAGAUAUAUUUUAUAAUUGAUGGCAUAUCAAUAGUAUUGAGAUAGUCAGAUUUCUUAUACCAAUAAUGAAAUAAUGGAAAUCUGUAAAUUGGUUACCUCCUUACCAAAGUAAACUAAAGUGAAAUAACGGAGGUAAUUCCUAAAGUUGUGUCUCUUAGUCACUUGCAAUUAAUUAUGGCCACUUUGAAUGGGAGAGAAACAGUGGUCCUGUAGUUAGAAUACCAUACAUGAAUCCUGUCUUAAUUUGAUUACAUGUGAAUUUCAUCUGUUGUAUAUGCCGACAGGGAAGAAAAGUUGAGAAACACUCCUCUCCACUGGUUGGAAGGCAGAAAGGGAUGGCUUCUUUACACAGUGCUUCUUAGGAUGUUCAUUAACCAAAGAAUUCUGUUCUCUUCUCACCUCGCUGGGAGAGGAGGGAAUUUGGGAUAAAGAAGUGACAUUCACAUACCUUUCUCCCUUCUUUGGGUUUGUCAUACCUGCUCUCAGCCUUGGGAACCUUGUGGUGAAGGAUGUGUCUCCCUCUCUGCAAGGGGAUACUCAUGCUUGCAGAACUGUGCAUGGUUUGUAGAGCAGGUUAUCUUUAAUUUUGGGUGCAAUAUGAGGUGGCCGUUGUUGGCACAGACCUAAAUUAUGUCAUUUAACUUAUUAUAUCAUUUAUCUUUAGCAGUAAAUCUGAUAUAUUCACUCUCCUCCUUUUUGACUUUCUCUCAAGUGCUUCAAGAGGCCAUGAGGGGACAAGGAUUAUUUUAAAUGACUCACUCAAGACUCUUAAGAAAAAUCUUAUUUCUUUUUUUUUUUGCCAUACAAUUUAUUUUUAUUUUUUUAGUCAUAAAUGACAGCAGAAUGUAUUUUGACAUAUAAUACAUACAUGGAAUGUACAUACAUCAAUCAUAAUGUCUAUUCUAUUCUGUUGCCCUUCCUAUCCCCCCUACUCCUCCCACAAAAAUUUUAUUUCAAAGUAAAAAUGAGAUUUAGUAUAAAUGAAUGGGGAAAUUCUUGGCUUAUUUCAUUUUUUCAAUUAUGGAAAUUGUAUUUAAAAUGAGUAAUAUUAGUUAUAAGGCAACUUAAAAAUUUUUUCAGGAUAUUUACAAGGUCUACUUAUUUAGUACAAGGAUAAGCCACAAUAUAGAAUAUACAUUUAAUUGGAAAGGAAGACUAUGAAAUGAAUUAUGGUAUCCUCUUCCUACUCCUGUCAACUUUCUUAAAUUAAUAUAAUUUGAACAUAAUGAAAUACAACCAUUUUAAUUUACAGUUUGGUGAGCUGACAAAUGUAAACAAACGCCCUGUCACUAUUAAGAGGAAAUUUAUGUCCCAUCACCAAAAAGGUCUCUAAAGCUUUUAUGCAGUCAUUUCCCCUCUCCUCUAACAGCCAGCCCUGUUUAACUACUUAACCUGCUUUGUGUGACUAUAAAUUAGAUUUCAUUUUUCUAGACUUUCAAAUAAAUAGAUCAUACAAUAUGUACUCUUUGUAUCUGAGUUGUCUUUGUUCAGCAUUUUUUUGAGAUUUCAUCUGUGUUAUUGUGUAUAUAAGUAAUAUGUUCCCAUUUAUUGCUUAGUAUUCUACAGUAUGAAUAUGUUUCGAUUUGUUUAGCUCUUCUUGUUGAUGGACAUCUAGGUUGUUUCAAGUUUUUCUCUCUUAUGAAUAAAGCUGCUGUGCACAUAGAUCACA